GCGAACAAGAUCACGGACGCUCGUGGCCUCAUCCCGGAGUACAAGGGAGUCGUGGUGCAACGCCUGGAGGUUGCGUUGUUGAUGCAAACCAACGAAGAGGCCGCAGCGGCAGAUGCACAGCUUCAGACGAUGUUGCAGUCCGUUCCCAUUUCGCUGCUCCCCAACAACGCCCUUCUUGUUUGCCAUGCUAGCCUUCUUCGGCAGAUUUCAGCGUUGAAGAAGUGCAGCUCAGCAGACAGCCUUCCCAGGGAUGCGGAGACUGUGAAGGGUAGCGUUGAGGCCUGGUCUUUGAUUACUCAGGGCCUGAGCAAUGCCUUGACGGAGGCAACCAAAUCGAUCAAAGAGUGCAUCAAGCGUGAGAAGAAGAAGGAGAAGGAGGAGCAAGCAAAGCGGAAACGGGAGGAGGCCAAAGCAAAGCGUGAGCAGGAUCAAGCGGAAGCAGCUGAGGCUGCUGAAGGGAAGCGUGGUCGUGGGUCGCAUGGGGCGAUGGCGGCUGCGCUCUUUGUGGCAACCCUCAAGGUGUGUCCGGAACUGACACCCUUGAAAGUGGAUGACUUCUUGAAAGAUGGCUGUGUGGAUGCUCCGUCCCACCACAUCAUGACUGUCAUGACGCCUGAGAAAUAUGCAGAUGAUGACAGUUUCGCAAGCAGGAAGGUGAUGUUUGCAGAUCAGUUCCAGAGCAGCCAAGCUUGUGUCAGCAAUGAUCGAAUUUUCAUGAAGCUGGGAGGUGGUGCAGAGAAACUCUUGAAGAACCACGAGACAUGGGUAAAAAACACCAAGCCUGUGGCCACUGCGGGAGACUCGGAGAACGCUAAGAUCUUUGUGCCGGGGUUUGUGGGCAUCAAGAAGGAUCAGACGUCUUUGCUGUGGUGGAAACAUGUUCUUUCCGGCGUUGCUUCCUUGGCGAGAUGGAAGUGUGCCAGGUCACCUGAACGUGUGUGGGUUGCCAGUGCCAGUCUCAUGAGUCUCAUGCAAGCUAUGAAGGUGCGCAAGGAUAUCGGUGCAGUGGCAAGAAAGGUCCUCCGCCAUGCGGAUGACAAGCUUGUUGAUCUCAGGGAGAAAUCAGGAUUGGCCUACAAGGUGCAGAUGGAGGACUCGAGGAUCGUGUAUAUCCCGCCGCUGACAGCCGUGUGGGAGCGCGCCCGGGAGAAGCCAUGCGCUUUCAUUAAUUUCAAGUGGCUACCAGCUCCGCAUUCAAACUUCUUGGAUGGUAUUUGA
Molecule: messenger RNA, 1218 nt
Organism: Symbiodinium pilosum
Lineage: Eukaryota; Dinophyceae; Suessiales; Symbiodiniaceae
Source: the annotation of a GenBank genome assembly